UCACUCACCGCACUCAGUCGCACCUCGGCCCCGUUCUGUACUAGACGUAUGUUGCAGUGACAAGCUGAAUUAGCUAUUACCUCUCGCAGUUAAAUUCAUUAGUUUUCCUUCUGAGAAAACCAAGUGAUAAUAACCGCGCCUCGAGGCUUGUGAGUGGAUUUAUCAUAUGUGCUUUUACUCAUAAUCGGAGCAUUCUUACACCACUCAAGUUUUCGGCCACGUGAUGCUGUAAUGAGAUCUGAUAUCUCGGCAGUAUCUUCUCAUCUGCAUGAUUGACGCGGUGUCCUCAGGCAGCCGAUAAGGGACAGAAUGCGAUCUGUCAGACUGUCACUGAUAAACACACGAGAUAACUCGAGAGCUGAGUUCGUUUAGUUUAGAACAAUAUGUGUACGAAGAAGGUGCUUUAGUGUUAAUGGUGCUAAGUUGAUAUGGCGAAUAUAUUAAAAAGGACAUUCAGUAGCAGUAGCAGCGGCAAAAGCAGAAUCGGAAAUGCGGCGUCCGAGCGACACGAAGAGGAUGCGGCCGUGAGCCGAGACGUCUCCGCGAAGAACACCGCCGGCAUGGAUCGCUGGCAGACCACGCUCGAGGACAUGAUUCAUCUGCGUUCCUCUAACAACCAGGCCUUCAAAGAUAACUAUUGGGCACAAAAUGGCUUCGAUGAGCUGCGUCGCUACGUAAAGCAAGGCAGCGACUUCAGUAAGGAGCUGGCCUCAAUCUUACAAGAAAGGGUAGAAGCAGAAAAUUAUUAUUCGAAGUGCUUAACGAAACUCAGUACGAAGUUAAGUAAAGCAUGCAAAGAAAGCAUCGGCUCCUGCGCGGAAGCGUGGAAGCAUGUUGCUUUAGAAAUGGAAAAACGAUCAGAAAUACACAGAAAUUAUUCCAGUGCCUUAACCGAAGAACUUGUAAAACCAAUGAAGCACGUCAUAGAUAGCCAGCUUAAGCUAAGAAAGAAGAUCGAAGGUAAUGUUGAUAAAACGACACGAACGCUCUCCGACUGGAGGUCUGCCGAAGCCAAGUCGAAGCGGCAGUCGCACGCUGCGGCGCGGGAAAACGAGAAGUUGCAAGACGCCUCGCUGGAUGUUAGCCGCAUAUCGCGCAGCUCGAGUGUGGGUCACAUACCCCAUUCUAUAUUGAGCGCGGCGCGGGCGGAACGAACUACAAACCCGACAAGUGAGAGGGAUGCCGCCAAGCUGCAGAUAAAGAAGAGGAAAACAGAGGAUGCCGUUAAGAAAACCGAGGUCGAAUAUUAUAAUGUUUGCGUUCAGGCAGAAAGAGCGAGGUUGGAAUGGGAAACGAGCGUUGUGAAAGGUGCAGGUAUGCUGGAAUCGCUCGAAGAGGAGAGACUCGCUCAGAUGAAGAACUCCGCCGAUUGCUACCUUCGUCUGACGGCCGCUGUACCUCCACAAUUAGCAGAGGCUACGAACGCUCUCGUGGGGCCGAUCAAAAACGCGAAUGCGAAUGUAGAUAUGCGUGUGGUGCGAGGCGUGCGCUCGGCGCCAGCCGGAGCCAGCGAGCAAUUGCUGCCCGACUUCUACUGCGAGCACACUACGCUCGCCAUGAACAGAGAACGGCGAAAACAAGCACUCCUCAAAAUUAUGCAAUUGGUAAAACAAGACAUAGAAAGAGAACGGAAGUCUAAGCUAGGCUUAGAGAAAUUAUCGAUGGCUAUGAAACAAACGCCGACCUUUGGUAGUGAUGAUUCUCAACAAAACGUCGCCGACAAAUUGUAUCAUAUGAGAUCCAUGCUAACCUACUUAGAAGCGGUGCGGCACAAAAUAACCUCCAGCUUGAGUGAACUAGACAACAGGCCGCCCUGCCAGCACCCCCUGGCAACGCAUAUACAAGUCGUCAGAGACAAACAGGGCCUUCAACAGAGUAUACUCAAGAUCCCGCCAUGGCUGCAAGCUGAUUACCAAAACGAAGUCAACAAAAACCUUCAACCGAAUUACACAGCUUUGUCGAAAAGUGUGAACGGAGGGGAGGAGAAGGAGCGACGUGACUCUAUCAUGAGCCGCGCAUCCAGCAAAUUGCGCAUCGAACAUCUGUCGUUCAGGCGCAACACAGAGCAUAAGAGUGCACCGGUGACACCCUUGAGUGCGGAGCCGCCCGCGCCGCUCAAGCAGCCUUCACCGGAACCGCUGCCGCCGGAGAGCCCGCUCGACUGGAGCGAGCGCGGCGCCGGGGAUGGCCUCUCCACUCAGCAGGAUAGUGAUUUUGAUGAGUUCUCGUCGCAAAGUGACAGUUCAACAGAUUUAACAGAUGUAGGGAAGAAUAGCACGAACGAUGAGCAGAUACAGAAGUACAUCGGCAAAUGCCGCGCGCUCUACACGUACGAGGCGAGACUGGAUGACGAGCUUACAUUGUCACCAGGUGACAUUAUAAAUAUAUACGAGAAACAAGACGACGUCUGGUGGAGUGGAGACUUGAACGGUUCCUUCGGCAUCUUCCCCUCGUCCUACGUCGAAGAAAUCACCUCUUGUGUAUGAAGCUUCGACAAAUAAUACAUUGAUUACCAUUCGUGACCGAGCUUACCUUCACCGUAAGAAAUAAGCUGAGCUGAGGAUCCAAAAAUUGAGAAAGAACACAAAGUUGUUCUCCUCGACAUUUUGCAUUUUGCGCAGUGCAGAGGCACUGCACAUUCUAAACUCUUGUCUCUGAAACUGCCUCAAAUAAUUACUAUUUACUAUCAGUAUAAAAUUAUACAUGGUAUCGGAGCCAGCGCAUCGUGACGACCCGCUGAUCACCGAGCUCAUCUUUGGCUCUCGGACUGUAAUUUAUUACAAAAUGAAGGCAAAAACUAUUGGCUAAAGUGAAAACAGAGCAGUUCGUUACGUAAACAUAUUAAUUAAGUGAGGCACACUGAUGCUUCCGCACUGCCGACCACGGCACAAAAACUAGCCGCCGCAGUUGGCUGAAGACAUUCGAUCAAUAAACAAAAGCACAAAUAAAAUGUAUUACAUUCAUAGUAUCGUAGUUAAUUUACACUGCGGUUGCAAAGUAUUUAAGAAUAAAGCACUUGCGGCAAACAGGAGCCACCUCAAAUAAAAAUUCAAUAUUUUUAAUAAUUAUGCAACAUAAAAAACACGUAAAUAGCUAUAUUUACAUAAUUAAUUAUGUAAUAAAUUACCUUUUCACCGUCUUCAUAAUAGGGUUUUUUAGUAGGAUUUUCUUUUUUGAAAACACCGUUUAGUUUAAUUCUGUUGAAGUAGGUUGCCAUAUUACUUGUUAUGUAUAUAGCAGUCAAAAAUUUGACGAAUUCGCACAAUGAAAAUCACCACGGAACGUGUCACAAAGGAAAAGAAAUGUAGCAUAAUUUUAUUUAAUUCAAUUGGGCGUAUAUAAGUAGGCGAGUUUUAGUUACUUUAUGAGGAAUAUUUAUUAAGCAAAAAAAUAAACUACAAAAUCUAUUAAAUUAUUUUUCGGUUCUUUAAAAUUUUUAAAUCUUUCUUGAAUAUUCUGCGAAAUAUUAAUUAAUAAUAUUCAAAACGUUUUUUGUACACAUAGCUUUAGAAAUAUCCGUUGUGACAAUUUCGUGUCCACUAAUCGCACAACUGAUCAAAAUUUUUCACGGUCUAACUUGAAAAUUGCUACAAUUCAAAAAUUUAACCAUUCGAAUACUUCUACAUACCUUUGAAUAGUACAUUAAAUGAGGAUGGAAUAUAGUUAAUUUUUUUCUUAGAAAAUCGGCAUAAUUUGCUGAAAACUCUUAGCUAAAGUUUUGAAAAAUUAACGACGCGAACAGACGACACUGAAAAAACACUGAAGUGGUACUAAAAAAAAACAAAGCGGUUUAUUCGAAAGGAAAACGGCGAGAAUGGACCCACGUAAUUUAAAAAUUAACGAAGCAUCGUUAAUAUACAAGUUUAUAUAAAAAAUAUUUAUGAGAUUCAAAAGAAAGAACAUAUUAUAAUUUAUUAGAAAAUUAGUCGUGCAGCAACGGAACGGCGCCAUAGAGAUUUUGUUGACAUGACAAUUGAGUUUUGAAUAGAAAGCCCUUUAUAUUGUCGUUGUUUUCGAUGAAAAUGAUCAGAUAGUUGAAAUGUAUUUUAAUUCUUUGUUUAAGAAGAGACAGUAUAUAUUGUUAUACAUAGAGUGGUUUAAAUAAACCUAAAAUCCCAAAAUAAAGCAUACUUAUGAAAUAAAUCUAAGGACUUCAUACUCACAUAUGUACAUACCUAUGUUAUAGUUAUUCAUAUAAAUAUUAUUUUAACACAAUUGUAAUUCUACUCGUACAAUAAAUAAUUUUUGGUAAUCUUUUACUUUUAUAUUUUCUCACACACUUUUUUACACUUACCGUUUGUUUUGCCAAGUUCUAUAGUUACUAUGUAAGUUUCUAUGUCAUACGCUAUCCCUUCCGAUGGGUCCCAAAAUAAAUUCAUUCUCGCCAUUCUCCUCUACUAAAUAACAAACAAAUUUUGACUACUGGCAAGAUAGCGGAUCCGAUUGAAUCCUUUUAUUAUAAUACGUAUUUCAGCAGGAACUCAUGAGUACGUUAAGAACGCGCUUUACACGCUUCUCUCGGUACGACCGGCGGCCGGCAGUAUUCUAUUUUAUGUUGUGCUUCGUUGCCCGUACUUUAUAAAUUAUUCCAAAGAGUAUGGUGUAGGCCUUUUGAUAAUAAUGAUAAUUAAUACAAAGCGACUGAUAUACGCAAGAAAUACCUAUUCAUUAUAAAUCGGCGAUUCUUGCUAUCCGCAGGUACCGUGUUUUGAGCGAUCGUUAAUUAUUUAUUGUGUAUAGGUAGAUAGGUACUUAGAUGUAUGUAAUUUUUGUUUUUAGAACGUAUUUUGAGAAAUCGUGAAUAUUUGGAAAUAAUAUACAUAAUGAUAAAUUGUCUGCAAUAUGUACGUGUAAGCGUGUUAGUGUUAAAUUAAACCAAAGUAUUUUAUGUAAUAAACAAAAUGGUGAUAAUUAUACAUAACUGACUUAUUAUUUGUAAUUGUCUAAUUAUAUUUCUUCAUUGUU
Messenger RNA from Nymphalis io (European peacock), 4965 nucleotides. RefSeq names its product nostrin (gene Nost). Gene Ontology annotation, cellular component: cytoplasm; plasma membrane. Bases 429 to 2486 code for a protein of 685 amino acids. The record is from RefSeq and is a predicted model, not a curated record. The transcript is spliced from 15 exons. Lineage: Eukaryota; Metazoa; Arthropoda; Insecta; Lepidoptera; Nymphalidae. Gene Ontology annotation, molecular function: protein binding.